AUGCCGUGCGUCCAGACCCAGUGCGGCUCCUCUCCACAGGGAGCCAGCCCGGCCUCACAGGGCGCCAUCGGAGAGCGCAGCUGCGACUUCCUCACCCCGGAGUUUGUCAAGUUUAGCAUGGACCUUACCAACAAUGAAGUAUCAGCUGCCUCAUCGGGUCCCAGUUUUGGCCCAUUAACGGACACCUACAGCUCCGGCUACGACGUUAAGCCCCAGUGUCUCUUCCAAAUGCCGGUUCAGGGGGAGAUUCCGUGCGUAAAGGUGGAGGAUAUGCAUGGAUGUCCGCGGUAUCAGCCGACUCAGCAUCAUGUACACCAAUCAGACGAGCUGCUCUCCUCCCCGGGCUCCGUUUAUUAUUACCGGUCUCCGUCGCCACACACAUCCAACUUCCAGACUCCACCGGGACACAUAUGGGAAGACUCCGGCUCUCUGUACAGUUUCCGUCAAGACUAUUUGGCGGCGGCGCACAGGAAAAACACACUUUCUAGAUUCUCACUAUUUUCCCUCAAACACGCACAACACGCCAGUCAGAACUUAUCCGCCUGCCAAAUGAAAUGUGACGGAUCUCUCCACGUGUCCAUGAACCUGGACGCUACCGGUGCGCACCAAUCGCUGGACAGCCCCGGGGUUCUCGGCUGCACUGGUCUCGGAAAGCAGCCCGGUGUGGGAUUCCCUCACCCUUUCCAACUCGCCCACAGCCACCACUUUAAGGACUAUCAGAGUCCUUCAUGCUCCAGCCGAGGACCGCUGAGCAGUGAGGGGCUGUGCGCGGUGUGCGGGGAUAACGCAGCCUGCCAGCACUACGGAGUGCGCACCUGCGAAGGCUGCAAGGGAUUUUUCAAGCGCACAGUGCAAAAAAAUGCCAAGUACGUUUGUUUGGCUGCCAAAAACUGCCCUGUGGACAAACGCAGGAGGAACCGAUGCCAAUAUUGUCGCUUCCAGAAGUGCCUUGUAGUGGGAAUGGUCAAAGAAGUGGUGAGGACAGCGGGUCUGAAGGGUCGAAGAGGUCGCCUGCCGUCCAAACCCAAAGCUCUUCCGGACUCGUCCUCGCCUGUCAGCACCCUCAGCGCCCUCGUCAGGGCACAUGUGGAGUCGAACCCUUCGCCCUCUCGCCUUGACUACUCUAAAUUCAAAGAGAGUCCUGGAAGCCCACCAGGAGACGAUGCUCAACACGUGCGGCAGUUUUAUGACCUCCUGAUCAGAUCGAUGGAGGUGAUUCGAGGUUGGGCCCAGAAGAUCCCGGGCUUUAUCUCACUGCCUAAGCAAGACCAAGACCUCCUGUUCUACUCUGCUUUCCUGGAGCUCUUUGUUUUACGGCUGUCGUACAGAUCAAACCCGGAAGAAGGGAAGCUGAUCUUCUGCGACGGGUCGGUGUGGCACCGGCUCCAGUGCCUGCGGGGCUUUGGGGAGUGGAUUGACAGCAUUGUUGAGUUCUCCGCCAAUCUGCAGAGGAUGAAUCUAGACGUCUCCACCUUCUCGUGCAUAUGCGCCCUCGCUCUGGUCACAGAGCGGCACGGACUGAAGGAGCCCAAGAAAGUGGAGGAGCUGCAGAACAACAUCGUCAAGUGCUUGAAGGACGGCGGGAUGUGCGCCGACAGAGGCUCAAACUGUUGGUCCGACCAUUUGUCCAGACUCUUGGAAAAGCUGCCUGAACUCCGUACUCUGUGCAUCCAAGGCCUGCAGAGGAUUUUUUAUUUGAAGCUGGAGGACUUGGUGCCGCCGCCUGCAAUAAUAGAUAAGUUAUUCCUCGACACGUUGCCAUUUUAGAGACAUGAGAGAACACACAUGGGGACGUUUUUUCUGUGUUUUUUUCAAGAGAUGGCAU
Scomber japonicus (chub mackerel) is the source of this 1825-nucleotide messenger RNA. Its product is annotated as nuclear receptor subfamily 4 group A member 2-like. The record is from RefSeq and is a predicted model, not a curated record. Gene Ontology annotation, molecular function: zinc ion binding; nuclear glucocorticoid receptor binding; RNA polymerase II cis-regulatory region sequence-specific DNA binding. The transcript has 6 exons. Bases 1 to 1767 code for a protein of 588 amino acids. Gene Ontology annotation, biological process: dopaminergic neuron differentiation; regulation of transcription by RNA polymerase II; central nervous system neuron differentiation. Lineage: Eukaryota; Metazoa; Chordata; Actinopteri; Scombriformes; Scombridae. Gene Ontology annotation, cellular component: transcription regulator complex; nucleus.